Rhagoletis zephyria (snowberry fruit fly) is the source of this 1152-nucleotide messenger RNA. NCBI's taxonomy places the organism in Eukaryota, Metazoa, Arthropoda, Insecta, Diptera, Tephritidae. The record is from RefSeq and is a predicted model, not a curated record.
AUGAUCUACGAGUUAACGGUGAAGAACGGCAUUCGAUCCGGCACUGGAAACGCCUAUAUUGAUCCAAAUCCAUAUCCCAAUAACUUGCACAUAAUGGGCAACUCUCUGGUGACUAGGAUUCUCUUCAGCAAUGCAAUGGGCGGCGGAAACCCAACAGCAACUGGUGUGGAGUUUAGGCGAAAUGGCGUCACUAAUACAGUAAGAGCCAGCAGAGAAGUCAUUGUUUCUGCCGGUUGCAUCGCUUCACCACAACUUUUGCUACUGUCGGGCAUUGGGCCUCGUGACCACCUGCAGUCCUUUGGCAUUCCAGUUGUGGCUGACCUGCCGGUGGGCAACAACUUCCAAGACCACGUUUUCAUACAUCAUUACUACGAGGUGAAGAACACCUCCUUGAUCAAUGAGGCCAUUGGUCCGACUGUGCAGCAGUUCUACAGCUUUUACGUGCAAAACACAGGCCGCCUGACAGAGCUGCCCAAUUCUAUUACCUUUUUCAGCACCAGCGGCAAUGAUGAUCCCAACUGGCCUAAUGCGGUCAUCGACACCAACACGUACAAUGUCGCACAAAAUGAAAGCACAAUCUUAGCCGGUUACGGACCGCAGUACCAGUCACAGUGGGCUGACUUUUGGCGGCCCUACCUCGGAAAGCAGUACUUACUGAUCACCUCUGCCGUUUACCGCACUUACAGUCGAGGCACCAUUCGACUGGCCUCUACCGAUCCCACCGCAGCGCCACUCAUCGACCCGCAGUACCUCAGUGAUCAGCGUGACAUGGAGGCGCUCGUGAACAUGACCAAGAUGCUCUUCUACAUGACGAUGACGGGAGACUUCCCUAACUACGCCACCAUCUUCCCGCGGCCCAUUCCGGGCUGUUCAUUCUGCGCCGAUGUGCCACUGUGGAAGUGUGACAGCUACGUGCGCUGUAUCAUUCGCCAGGUGGCCGACAGUGCCCUCCACCCUGGGGGCGCCUGUCGCAUGGGCUCCGCAGACCGAACUGACACCGUCGUCGAUCCACAGCUUCGAGUUAGGGGCAUCAACCAGCUGCGAGUCAUCGACUCCUCGGUCAUUCCUGAACUGGCCAAUGCCAAUACUCACGCUGCUUCAGUCAUGAUCGGCGAGAAGGGCGCCGACCUAUUAAGGCAAAUGGCAAAUUGA